CCCACUUGACUCAUGUUCAAUAUCCUCAUCCCAUAAUCUCAUACUUUCCUUCCACACUUCUCUAUAGUCUCAACAUUCAAAACCCAAAAUGGGUUCACAAGCUCCAACAUUCACCAUACUCAUAGUCAUAGUCCUAGCUUGUAUAUCAAGCGCACUAGUUUCUGCACAAAACUGCGGGUGUGCAGCAGGCUUGUGCUGCAGCAAAUGGGGCUACUGUGGCACCACUUCCGCCUACUGCGGGGAUGGGUGCCAACAGGGUCCUUGUUAUUCAUCAACAACCCCAAAACCAACCCCAAGUGGUUCUGUUUCGGUCUCGGGUUUAGUAACUGAUGCUUUCUUCAAUGGUAUCAUAAGCCAAGCAGGCUCUGGUUGUGCUGGUAAGAAUUUCUAUAGCAGAUCUGCUUUCUUGAGUGCUGUCUCUCAUUAUCCCCAGUUUGGUACUACUGGAUCCUCUGAUGAUGCUAAGCGGGAAGUUGCUGCUUUUUUUGCCCAUGUCACCCAUGAAACUGGACAUUUUUGCUACAUAGAGGAGAUCCGAAAAUCAACUUACUGUCAAUCAAGCAGUACAUGGCCAUGCAACCCUAACAAGCAAUACUACGGCAGAGGACCGAUUCAGAUUACAUGGAACUAUAACUACGGUCCAGCAGGUCAAAGCAUUGGAUUCGAUGGUCUAAAUGCACCUGAAACAGUUGCUAACAACCCGGUUAUAGCCUUCCGGACAGCCUUCUGGUUUUGGAUGAACAAUGUGCACUCUCGGAUUGUCUCGGGUCAAGGGUUCGGAUCAACUAUUCGAGCGGUCAAUGGCGGAGAAUGUGGUGGUGGUAAUGCUGCAGCUGUUCGUGCACGUGUAGGGUACUAUACUCAGUAUUGUAAGCAGUUUGGAGUGUCUCCUGGAAAUAACAUUUCCUGCUAAUUAAGCCCUGCUAUAAACUUAUGUAUACGUCAGCUCACUAUAUGAAGUGUGAGUGUGUGACUAAGAGGAAAAUAAAUAUUCAUGUCAUGUGAAUUUUGAAGGUGUGAGCUAAGAAUCAAGAAGUUCUAAUGUUCAAAUGUUUGUUAGUAUGUGUUGAACUGGCCAGACCGGUUUUAUGAUAACUUUUCAUUA
This is a messenger RNA of Amaranthus tricolor (Joseph's coat), 1105 nucleotides long. Its product is annotated as endochitinase EP3-like. Bases 89 to 913 code for a protein of 274 amino acids. NCBI's taxonomy places the organism in Eukaryota, Viridiplantae, Streptophyta, Magnoliopsida, Caryophyllales, Amaranthaceae. The record is from RefSeq and is a predicted model, not a curated record. The transcript has 2 exons. Gene Ontology annotation, biological process: carbohydrate metabolic process; chitin catabolic process; cell wall macromolecule catabolic process. Gene Ontology annotation, molecular function: chitin binding; chitinase activity.